AUGUUCUCCAGACAAUUCUUCCGAGUCGGAGCCCGACUGGUUGGAUCCCGAAGGUUAGUUUCCUCCGGCAUUCCACCAACCAAAAGACACCGGUCGACACGUGCGCUCAAGGUCAUAGCUGGGCUAGGUAUUGGAGGGACCAUACUUUAUAACACCAGUGAUAGUUUCAAACAUGGGGUUUUAAUGGUAGAAAGAAUUGGAGUGGUCACCGUGGCAACUGCUAGAUGUUUCAAACUAUAUAAGAACACGCUUGAUGCUCAAUACGACACUGAGGAGAUCCGAGCAGCAGCCUUGAAGGUGACCCAUUUGAAAGCUGCUACUAUUACUUUACAUGCCUUAGAGAAGAAUGGGGGGAUUUAUAUUAAAUUGGGACAACAUCUUACGGCGUUGACAUACUUGUUGCCCCCGGAAUGGACCAAUACCAUGAUCCCCUUACAACAGGAAUGUCCUCAAUCAUCCAUGGAAGAGAUCCAACAGUUGUUCCAACGAGACAUGGGGGUUUCUAUUGAAGAUUAUUUCAGUGAGUUUGAUCCUGAACCCGUAGGAGUUGCCUCCUUGGCCCAAGUCCACAUUGCUCGGUUGAAAGAGACCAACGAGAAGGUGGCUGUUAAGAUCCAACAUCCUUCCUUACAACAGUUUGUACCGUUGGAUGUGUUUCUAACCAAUACGGUGUUUGAAUUGAUGUAUAAAUUCUUUCCUGAAUACCCUUUGACUUGGUUGGGAGAUGAAAUGCAGAAUCUGAUUUAUACAGAAUUAGAUUUCACUAAAGAGGCCCAGAAUGCCAUGGCAACUCAAGAAUAUUUCGCUAAGUAUAAAGAUAGUACGGCGUUACGAAUCCCCAGCAUCAAAUCUGCAGAACAUCGGAUCCUUAUUAUGGAAUACGUUGGUGGAGCAAGAUUGGACGAUUUGAAAUAUAUGAAUGACCAUAACAUUGAUGCUUCUAAAGUAUCUGCUUGUCUUUCUCAUAUAUUCAACAAUAUGAUCUUUACACCUGGAGUUGGAGUGCAUUGUGACCCCCAUGGAGGCAAUUUAGCCAUUAGAAGCGUUGCUAAUGGCACUGGAAAUGGCACGAAUAGCCAUAACUUUGAAAUUAUCUUGUAUGACCAUGGACUAUACAGACAAAUACCUCUUCAAAUGAGAAGAGAUUAUUCCCAUUUCUGGCUAGCAGUUCUUGAUAACGAUAUACCCAACAUGAAGAAAUACGCUAAGCGGUUUGCAGGAAUUGAAGGAGAACAAAAGUUUAAGAUCUUUGCCUGUGCUAUCACCGGUAGAGACCCAGAGAACAGUUUGAAUUAUGACAUUACCAAACCAAGAACAAAAGAUGAAAUGCUCAAUAUCCAUACCCAAUUGAAUGAAGACGGGAUACUUGAAGAUUUGAUGGACAUACUCAGCAGUAUGCCACGAAUAGUUUUACUCAUACUCAAAACCAAUGAUUUAACCAGAAACUUAGAUGAAGGGUUGAAUAAUCCCUUGGGUCCAGAAAGAACUUUCCUUAUCAUGGCCAACUACUGUGCCAGAACGGUUUACGAAGAGCAGAAUGAAUUGGUAUCAUUAACGUCUACCAAGUACUCUUUCAAAUGGUUAUGGGGUAAGUUGGAUAACUGGAUCUGGUACCAAAGAAGAUUGAGCUCGUUAUACAUCUAUGAUUGGAUAAUGACAAUCAAAAAUUUCAAAGCAAAGUUAUCCCUUUGA
Messenger RNA from Lizanozyma spartinae, 1692 nucleotides. RefSeq lists its product as uncharacterized. Gene Ontology annotation, cellular component: mitochondrial inner membrane. The transcript has a single exon. Lineage: Eukaryota; Fungi; Ascomycota; Pichiomycetes; Serinales; Debaryomycetaceae. The coding region runs from base 1 to 1692 and encodes 563 amino acids. Gene Ontology annotation, biological process: mitochondrion organization; lipid homeostasis. The record is from RefSeq and is a predicted model, not a curated record.